AUGAGGAGGCAAUGGAGAGGACUGGUGGCACAAAAUGUUCCCCAACCAGAGCAGGAAGAUCCCAGGAGGAAGUGCAAGAACUGGGGAGCCUUUGGGCACACAGCAAGAAGUAAGAGGUGCCCCAUAAAGUGCUGGAGUAGGGUUGUAGUGCCCAGAGCCUUGGGCUCAAAGAAGAUGAAGGAGAACAUGCAAGGAGAGUAUGACAGAAAAGCUCUACUCCAGAAAUUUCCCAAGAGACCCGAAGGGAAGCAGCGGCAAAAUUGGAAGGAAUCGACAGAAUCUUGUGACUACUUAAGGCAUCCUUGCAGGCCCAUGCCUGUUCACACUACCAAGAUGCAAUCUGUCCUGGACCCUUCUCUCAGAAACUGGCCACCUGUAAGGAAACCUGACCAGAAAUCCAUCUUCCCUGAAAGGUUUCCUAUCCAAGAUCACGAUCCAAACUUCUUCUCAUCUCAUGGACAAACUAAAGAAGAAGUGGAUAUCACUGGCUCUUCUCAGCCAGUAACCAAACACUUUGGCCAGGACUCUACCCUCAUGGCGAACACAACAGACAACAGAUGUGAGGCUUGUGCUUAUUAUGUUUCCCAGCCGGCCUCAAAAACCCUUGCCCUGGGCCAUGUCCUCAGACCCAAGGCACAAGCCCAGGGUCCUGAUAGGAUCUCAAAGUCCAGUCCACAGCCUGCCAGAGGUAGAAGGGGCCAGGACUCUCCACUCAGCAUUCAGGCACCAGGAAAAAGAUCUGCCCAGACCCCCAAACAGAACUGCUUGAAUCCUGCGAAGAAAGCAAAACUCACAACUCUCCAGACUGUGCAACAGAGCAGAAAGAGACCUGAUGUGGGAGCUGGCCAGCCUCUCUUCAAUUCAACUGAAUUUGGACCCAACGGGACACCCCAAGUCACCAGGAUGACUGACCUCCAGCCACCACACAGUAGACCUCAACUGAAUACUGUCGAAACCAGCCCUAUCCUUCCACCUCCACUUUCUAGCUCUGUUCCAGGACAACCACUCAGAAUUGUCUUCACAAGAAUGGAAAAUGGACAGUGGAGCUCCAGGUUCAGAACAUCUCCCACCUCUCUCCCUCCUGAGUAG
Molecule: messenger RNA, 1089 nt
Organism: Loxodonta africana (African savanna elephant)
Lineage: Eukaryota; Metazoa; Chordata; Mammalia; Proboscidea; Elephantidae
Product: protein FAM90A27P-like
Exons: 4
Coding region: 1-1089 (362 amino acids)
Source: RefSeq, a predicted model, not a curated record